This is a messenger RNA of Humulus lupulus (European hop), 609 nucleotides long. RefSeq lists its product as uncharacterized. The record is from RefSeq and is a predicted model, not a curated record. The transcript has 2 exons. The coding region runs from base 1 to 609 and encodes 202 amino acids. Lineage: Eukaryota; Viridiplantae; Streptophyta; Magnoliopsida; Rosales; Cannabaceae.
AUGGCGUCCAACACUGCUAGUGCUUCGUCUCCCUCAACUCAUAUUGAAGCUCAAGUCGAUCCUUCUGUUGGUGCUCCAGCUCCGGUGGUAGCUUCUCUGAUUGCUCCUCAGAUAGUUGCUCAUGUAGGUUACGUGCUCGACACAAUUCCUCCUCCACCUGCUACUCUUGCAAGUAACAUACCUAAUCCAGAAUAUCUUCUGUGGAUUUGUUUUGAUCAAUUCCUUAUGCAUUGGAUGAUGAACUCUGAUUCUGAUCUGAUGCCUGGUUAUGUCAUUAAUUGUCAAAUCUCCGCCAAGAUCAAGUCUGUGUUUACACAACUAUUUGCAACCAAAUCAAAAGCUAGAUUACUUCAUAUCCGAGCUCUAGUUCAAUCCACAAAGAAAGGCUCAUCCUCCAUUAAUGAAUACAUCCUCAAGAUAAAGCAUUAUGUCGAUGCACUUGCUGCUGCAGGUCGUCCAAUCUCUGAUGAUGUUCUUAUUCUCUACAUUCUUGGAGGAUUAGGUGCUGAGUAUGAAUCUGUUGUGGUGAAUCUCUCCUCACGCACUGAGUCUCUCACUCUUCAGGAAGUACAAUUCAUGCUGCAGAUUCAGGAGAUGCGAAUUGAUUAG